Penicillium soppii is the source of this 210-nucleotide messenger RNA. RefSeq lists its product as uncharacterized. The transcript has a single exon. NCBI's taxonomy places the organism in Eukaryota, Fungi, Ascomycota, Eurotiomycetes, Eurotiales, Aspergillaceae. The coding region runs from base 1 to 210 and encodes 69 amino acids. The record is from RefSeq and is a predicted model, not a curated record.
AUGUCUCAACUACCCUCUUCAACUGAUAUCCUAGUAACAGGCGGCGGCAAUGCAGGGCUCAGGCCCGCCCUCUCAGCAGCUGAAACAAACCCGGCUCUUACAAUAACCGUCAUCAACAAAGUCUCAAGACCUGGGCAGGAGGAAAUACCUACUUCGCAGCGGGAGCCUUCCGUACAACCCACGGAGGUCUCCCAGACCUCCUCCAGCUAG